AUGGGAAAUACGCAGUCUACCACCCGGUCUGCUAACUACCCAAAAGGAGCACGACGUUCGCAUCGGCUGUCAAAGCCACGAACAAGCCAACCAGCUAAUACGUUCAGGGAUAUAGAAGACCUGAUAAAUUCUUCACUUCUAAGUCCAUGCAGCUUGUCUAGUCCGUACAGCCCAGGCAGCCCAUGGCCCGAUUCCCAUCCUAGGCAUUCCCAGCGGGCUACGGCACCAAUCGACGGAAUCCUUUGUGCAGAGCCUUCAUCACCACAUUCUCCUCAUCAUAGUCGUUGUUCGGGAAGUCAGGGUGUUGGUGACGAUGGCAAGACUCGAUCUAAUUUUGGCGAAAUAAUGGGUGAACUCAAACGACGACUGUCACAAUCAGGCUCACGGUCACGAGGUUCCCGGUUCUCUCAUACUCCAGAAUUAGAUCAAGUCGAUAUACGUUUAUCCCAAAAGAUUCCAGUAGCAGCGAAUCGAGUUAAGUCGGAAGAGACGAAAGCACCAUUCGGUCUGGGAAUAGGCGCCCAAGAUGAAUUCCAGCCGGCUGAAAAUCAUAGAUUCUCUUUGAUCCGACGGCUUUCCCUAUACAAUACUGGUAAAUCUUCUAAAUCUCCGAAAAACUUGUUUCAGACCAUCUUUUGCCCACGUAAUACAGAACAGGGCGUCCCAUCCUUCCCCUACUGGGGCCCUGACGGCCAUCUACCGCUUCGAAGGGACUCGGCAGAUACGGUUUUUCUAUAUGAGAUGGCUCGCUCUGCUCCACUACGGGCAUCGACUCCCAGCGACCUUGAAUAUUCUCAUUUGGGGAGGCUAAAACUUGGCUCACUUCGCGUUGUAAAUGGUAGUGCUUCACCGGCUCCAAGUGACAGAGUUCCGAUGAGCGUGAGACGCCAAUCAUUUUCCGACAUGAAAAGCAUACAUUUGGACCUCCGUAACUCUGCCGAUUUGCUACAAACUCGUAGCCGAGACUGGGGAGACGGCUAUUCCACCAGCAAUCUACAACAAACCUAUACUCAUAGCUCACAUCUAGAGCCAUCGCCAAAUAGAUCGAGAACACCUCAAAGUGGCCAUGGCAAAAGCCCGCUGAGACCGGAACACGGGAUAUAUGCACCAACGCCAUCUAACAACAAUGAUUUAGGCCUCCCAGUUUUCAGGCUUUCUUGGCCAGGGAACCCGGAAGCAUUUCUUGGUAUCUCCUCUACUGCUAGUAGCAAGCAUGAUCUCUCCAUGCAACCUAACGCAGCAGCAAGUCCAUCACUUGAGCUUAGCCAGGUUCUCCAGACAACUUCCAAGGCAAAUGAAUUUGAUGACAAUCUGUUCGAAGAUGAAGGUGUGGAGAUUUUAUUAACAGGGAAAGAUGAAUCUAUUGAGCAUGAAUAUAACGAAGAGUGCAAUCGAGGACGGCCGAUAGAGAGCUCGACACGAGGUAGUACUGUCACUAUGAGAGGCCGAAAAGUAUAUCCUCUGACCAAAGCAGAUAGCGGAUACAGUACUGCUUCUUCGAAUAGGUCUCUACGGCGCCACAAAAUGUCGUUGACUAAGAGGAGCGAUGGCGAGGAGAUAACCCGAACGUCAAAUGCGGAGACAAGCAGAGCUACUAAAGUUAUUGAGGAAUGCAAUGAGUCAAUCACUUCGCCCCGCUCAUCAUCUUUGUCGAAAUCACCUCCCCCGGUACCGCGGAAAGAUACGCCACCGUACUUGAAAAGCCCAAACUUGGACCAACAUUGCCAGAGACACGGUGAAUUUGCUCGAACUCAGCCUCUGAAUGUCCGUUCAAGCGCCAGUUAUUCACAACGCCUGAGUCGUAUAAUAACAACAUAUGAUGGCCCGAAGACGACAAGGGUAGAUUCCCGCGCUUCAUCUCCAUCUCCAGUGUUUCUGGGUGAAGGGUUCCGCUCAUUUCUAGCUGAUACCACUGCAGAACGAGGACAAACCUCUUGGCCAUGCAAACCUGGUUUCUUGCAAUAUGAUCCAUUCGAAAGCUUUGAGCCCAACCCCCUCGGUAACCAUGUAAACAGAUCCACAGCCCCUAUCCGUCGAUCUAUAUCGGUUCAAACCAAAAUGCCAAGUAAGAUGGCUCACAUCGCUUCCUGCCCACACCAUCUCCAUCAUCCGCAGUCGAUGUCUAACCUAAAUAAAGUGGCGUGUGCUCCAACGUCGAACUCGGACCCGGAUCACUACAUGUGUAAACAACAACAUGAACAAGAACAGGAACAACGUCAGAAUGAGCGCAACCGAUACAUGCGUGGCUCACUUUUCCGAAGUCUCAGCAUGAGCAAAAAACAGAGCACGGCCGUUAGCGACCGCACGAGCAUUUUCGGUUACAGGCGGAUGUCCAAACCCAAUAACUCAGCACUUGCACAGGAUACAUCCUCCACAACCGCAACUGUAACAGGAAUAACUAUUGUAAGCCCAAGCCCAGCUGAAGAAGGCGAUUUUUCCCUCGAGGCUCAAGAUUUGAUGGUGUCCGACAAGCCUUCUUCACCCCGCCAAAGACCUGGUGCCCAUUACAACAGUAGAAGAACAAAUCCCCGCGUUUCCUCGACAUUUACGGCACCUUUUCCUGCUGUGCCCGGACCUCAGGAGUCGAAGAAGGUAGUUAAGCCUAGUCGAAGUUUCGUACGGGGAGCGGAGGGCAGAAAGGACUCGAUUUUCUGUGUUGGCUUUUCCCAAUCCCAGUCCCAGGCCCAGAAGCUGGCAGGAUUUGAAUGA
Messenger RNA from Paracoccidioides lutzii Pb01, 2709 nucleotides. RefSeq lists its product as hypothetical. The transcript has a single exon. Bases 1 to 2709 code for a protein of 902 amino acids. The record is from RefSeq and is a predicted model, not a curated record.